AUGCUAAACGCGGUUCCGGGACGAAAUUCACCAGUCCUGAAUUUUUCUGACCGUUUACCCAACCCUUUAACCGACCGGUUUACCACUGUAAAUGGUAAACAACCAGAGAUUUUCUUGUUCGCUCCUCCCUAUUACCAUUCCUCCUUCUUUUGCUCUAACCAGCCUUACCCAAGGUCAACCUCGUCCCCAGGGCUUUCCCUAAAAAAAAAAUCAGAUAGGCGGGGAAAAACCCUGGGGACGAGGUUGCCCCAAGGGUUGCUAUUUCGGCCCUCUCCAAUCUUUCUCAGUGGUAAAAUCAAAGAUGGCGGCCGCGGCAACACGUACACAGAGAGGCAACUUCCGCCCACCCUAAAAAUAUGCCUACAUUGCAGGCUAGCAGCCAAGUAAUUUUGAUUAAGCCCGACUGCCACGUGCAUCAGGAUACAUGUAAAGGGUGAACGCUGCUUUUCUUCUCUGAGAUACUGAGCCUCUCAAAUCCGCGAUAAUUCUUGAAGAAAUUCGCUAAAUUAUCAGGAUUUUUGGUAAUUAAAAUGCGAUUUUCAAACCUUCCGUGUCUUCUCUUUUCAGUUACAGUCACAGGGGUCGCUGCUUAAGCUCAGAGUCCUUAAAGCAUGCGCUGUCUUUUUAAGGAUGGGCGAUCAUUUUACUAGAAAAAUGAGUCGGAGGGCUUACCAUUUGUGAAGAAAAAACAAUAGUUCUUGACUGGGCAGAAGAGCAAAUAACAAACUGGAACAUCCCGUGUCUUGUGUUGUGAGUCCGGCACCACUGGUACCGGAAUCCGUACCGGUACCAUUGGUACUAUUUGUGUUUUAAAACUGUUGAAGUCUUUUCCGUGAUCUUGACAGGAAGAUCAUGGUGUUAUUUUUAAAGUAACAAUUCAUCAAAUUUUAAACAAAAGUAAAAGCCUCUGUUCGUCUCAGUUCAUCAACUACGGCUCAAAUAUAGACCAACAAAUGUUUAAUUUCGGAAAACGAAAUGUUGUUGAUAUUUUUAUGGCUUUUCGUUAAAAUUCAUGAGUCUUGAGCUACUUCCUUCUUGCAUCCGAUGCAUUAAAUUAUUCCCAGUGAAUCUGAAGACGUUCACUUUUAUGAUGUUGGAAAGUGAUUUAUUUGCACCUUAACCUGAGUGUAGAUAUAUGAAUCCUUAAACUGCUUACGUUGCUAGAAGUACUCUUCGUGAAUUUCUCUCUCUUACUGCUUGUUUUUCGUGUCAGUGUGUUUAUGGGACUUAAUAUUGAGUAAGUACUAGGGGGGUUGAUGCUCGAUAUACUAAGUUAAUGUAUACACUCUUGUGUCGUUCUAUUGUGUGAAGUUUAUAUGUUAUUGUUUAAGAGCUAGGAAACAUUGUUGUGACGUAAAUCGAGACUUACAUCACUUGGUAGUAUACGUGCACUUACCAUUCUAGGAGAUAAAUCUGAUUUCACAAUACUUAAUGAUUAUACAUUCCCUGCAUGAAAUAAUUAAUCUGAAAACUAGACCACACUGGAUCAGGAUCAUCACGUCUUAUAUAUGUGAAAAAUACUAGGGUGUAUAAGGAUGUAAGAGGUGGCAAACAAGUUGUAUUAACUGAAGGCUUCAGGGUCUAGUUGGAUUUAGAAAACGUAGCCAGCGAAAUUGCAGCCCUUUGAUUGAAAUAACGACAAUUGAAAACGCAGAUCUGGUAAGCCCGAAGAUCUCACUACACAGCUGACCGUGGCAGAAGGAAAAGAAAGGGAAAAUUAAGGAGAUAGCUAGGAGAUAAGAGACAAACCAUUAGGGCGCCACUCUUAUUUUACAUUAUGGCUAAUUUGAGUCAUUAGGGAGUUCAAGCAAUGACUAUAGAAACGUUUAGUAGGGUAAUUUUUUCCUGUAUGCCUCAAGUAGGGAGUUAAAAGUACCACGACGGCGAUAAAAAGCGAAGUUUGCUAUCGUGAAGCAUUGACGCGUGGGGGAAAAAUUUCUUCCCGGUCACCGAACUAGACGCUUCCGUAGUCGUUGCUUUAAGUUCCUGUUGAGGUACAAAAGGGCGAAAGAGCCACCUUUUCACAAAUCCAAGUACGAAGUAUCACCCUAAUUGGCUAACAAGGCUGCAAAGGGCCUAUAAGUGAAGACCGUAUUUAAGUCCAAAACGGUUCAUUCAGGAACGAGAUUUGCACAAUUUUUCCGAGAUAUAUAACUUUUCCCUAAAACCUUGAAGAACUGGGGUAUAUUUUACUUCAUAUUUACUCUGGAACAGGGUUGAUUUUUCCCCGAUAAUCUCUAACUAUAUUUUUUAUCAAGCUUAGGUGAGAAACAAUGCUCCCCUCGUCGUAUAUCACUGAGCCGGUCACAGGAUGAGGAUUCCUAGGCCUCUUUUUAUGAACAUUGUCCGGAGCAGAGUCGUAAAUUCAUCUCUCUUUUUUUUCUAGAACAGGUCCAAAGUCUGAACUAUCUGACCAUGUGAUAUCCCCAUUACAGUAAAUGUAGGAGAGUACCCCCGGAGAUGAGCAGCAGUGCACUGUUAGAGGUGUUUGGUCACAUCCUGUUUAGUUUCACCCGUGGAGUUGCCGACCAUUUUAAUCCAGACGAACCUGAGUUUACAGCAGAAUCAUUUGGCUACACUCCUUUGGAAAGCACCGGACGGGAAUGGUACUGUCAUCCUGUAGACGAAUUUAUUUACCAAGAAUACAGCGAUGGAGAACCUGCAAGCUUAAACUAUCUGACGAGAGGGCGACUGAGCGUAAGAGUCAUCAAUGCAUGUUCAUUAGAAGAAAACGAUCAGGAGGAGAAAUAUGACGAAAAUCGCACCAUGGCCUGGAAACGUUUGAGACCAUCUGCUCUUCGAACAGUUUGUAAAUCAAUGUACACGGGAGCCUUGAUUUCAGUUGUAACGGCUAUCUUCAUAGGAACAAUAUACAUCAUGGUUACUUAUCUCUCAUUUAAAACUGUGCAGAAUUGUGAGUUCCAGCCCAUGAACUCAACUUCAAUACAAAUACAAUGGAUAAGAUCAAUCUCUGAUGUAGUGUCUUGCGGUUUUUUAUACAUUUGGUUCUUUGCACUUGUGCAGUUUCUAUUUCGUCCAUUUCAAUUAACCGGAGUAAGAGGAAAGUUGCUGUUGAUUUGCCUUCUGACUUAUUCUUUGGACACAAGUUAUCGUGUUGCCCUCCAGGCUAGUGGGUUAUCGCACUCUCGCAUUUCUUCUCCCUUGAAAAUUCCACUUAAUGCUUUGUUUCUUCUCAACCAAAGCUUUCAAGUCUGUGUAUUAACGAAUACCUUCUGCACAAGUGCUCAAAAGAAAUUAGCUUUGUUCUUUAAAAUAGUUGUACCAAGCUGUCUUAUUUUUCUGGUAUUCGUUCUUGUCACGUCCGUGGUAUAUCCCAUAUACAACAGAGAAACUGCGGAGAAAAAAUUGUUAAUUGCGGUCUUCGCCCCCCUCAUUGGAGUUUUUCUCAAAGUAGCGUCGCGUUUGUGUGUACAGAAGUUGUAUAAUAUCACUCAUCCGGGGUAUUCUUAUGUCUUAUUGUCGCCGCUGUACUGUGGCUCAGCUAUCGUUUUUCGAGUCUUGCAAGCGGAACUUGAUAGUUUACGCUCCAUCGCCAUUCUGGGAAUAAUUCACGGCGCUGCAGAAGUCAUUGAACGAAGCACGAUGGUUCUCCUUGAUCAUAUUUGUUACGUGCUGUGUAAAAGAGCAGUAGUUCCAUGGAAAAGUUUUCGUACUCCUCGUCGUGAGAGACUAACGGCUGAUAUCGCUAUUAUGGGUAUGGUAUACGAAUCGACUGCUAUAGUGUCGGUGAAUGGGUGCCUAUACUUGUAUCAAUUUGUCUACGCAAGUGAAGAGCCCUUCAAAACUUUAUUCCAGUCAUUUGCAAUACAUACCACAGUUUCCCUUGCGAUUGAAUGGGUGUUCACCAGCUUAUCCCUGGCAAUUGAGACUCGUUAUCAAAACAUGCCCGUCAUGGCUGUUUGGUGCAGAAGAUGGAGAAGACACAUUCUAGUGGCGAUUGUGAACGCUGUACCAGUAGCUUUGUGGGCUAGCUCCAAUCUGAUAGAUGUUUUACACGGACGUUUUAGCGAAACGUCAAUUCAGCCGUGCAAAAUGCCUUUUACCUAA
Molecule: messenger RNA, 4068 nt
Organism: Porites evermanni
Lineage: Eukaryota; Metazoa; Cnidaria; Anthozoa; Scleractinia; Poritidae
Source: the annotation of a GenBank genome assembly